AUGGCUUCGGAAGUGCCCAAACUUUUGUGGAAUGCCGAGAAUAUAAAGGAUGUAGCCGAGUCGGUCGGUAUCGGCGCGCUCAACGAGGAGGCGACCAAGGCGCUCGCCCAGGAUGUAGAGUACCGCGUCGGCCAAGUCAUCAUUGAGAGUCUGCGCCUGAUGCGCGCGGCGCGUCGCACGACGCUUACCGUCAACGAUGUUUCUCUCGCCUUGCGCGUACUUGACGCUGAGCCGCUUUAUGGAUACGACUCAACGAGGCCGCUGCGAUUCGGCGAGGCCAGUCUGGGGCCCGGCCAGCCGCUGUUUUACAUUGACGACGAGGAGGUAGAGUUUGAGAAGCUCAUCAAUGCCCCGCUGCCUAAGGUGCCGCGCGACAUGAACUUUACAGCACACUGGCUCGCCAUCGAGGGCGUCCAGCCCUCCAUCCCCCAGAACCCCACGACGGCCGAGUCGAGAUCCCAAGACUUGCUACCCAAGGGAACCGGCGCAAACCCUGCGCUCUCUGCCCUGGCCGGCAACGACAGCUCGCCCAGCAACCCAUCCGUCAAGCACAUUGUCAGCAAGGAGCUGAUUCUGUACUUUGACAAGAUCCAAGCCGCCAUCCUCGACGAGACCCCAGAUGAAGAAGUUGUUCGUCUGCGCCAAGCCGCCCUCGGCUCUGUCAGAGACGACCCUGGCCUGCAUCAGCUUGCGCCCUACUUCAUAAACUUCAUCAUGGACCGCGUGACACACCAGCUCGACGACACCUUUACAUUGAAGCAAAUGAUGGAACUGACGAAUGCUCUUAUUGAGAACAAGACGCUGUUUCUGGAUCCUUAUGCUUCUUCCCUGUCUGCCCCGGUGCUGACGUGCUUGAUGGCGCGAAAGCUGGGCAGCGACGACGGCGUCGAUGCAAUGAAGGAGCAGUACGAGCUGAGACAGCUUGCCGCAUCGCUCAUCGGCCGCAUGGCACACAAAUACUCGGCUUCCAACGCGCUACUCCGACCAAAGCUUACUCGUACUUGCCUGCGCUAUUUCCUGGACCCAACGAAGCCACCCGCGGUGCUCUAUGGUGCCGUCAAUGGCAUCCUCGAGGCUGGUGGACCCGAGGCCGUCCGCCUUUUGAUUCUCCGCAACCUCAAGAGCUUCGACUCGGGCAUCCUGCAGCCUCUCAAGGAAAAGUCGGAAGGAUCCAUCGAGUACGAAAUGCUCGUACAAGGUCUGGUACAAGCUGUUGCCUCGCUGGUCACGCACGCCGAUGCUCACGUGCUCAAUGGUGCUGGAUCCGUUACGCCCGCCCAGCUCAGCGAGCUAAAUGAGUUUAUUGGCCCCAUUGUCGGCAACAGGAUUGCGUCGUCGAACAACACUAGACUGAUCCAGACUGUCCUCGAAGCACGCUCGUUUGAGUAA
Messenger RNA from Beauveria bassiana ARSEF 2860, 1389 nucleotides. Its product is annotated as TATA box binding protein associated factor. Bases 1 to 1389 code for a protein of 462 amino acids. Gene Ontology annotation, biological process: transcription initiation at RNA polymerase II promoter; RNA polymerase II preinitiation complex assembly. The transcript has 2 exons. NCBI's taxonomy places the organism in Eukaryota, Fungi, Ascomycota, Sordariomycetes, Hypocreales, Cordycipitaceae. Gene Ontology annotation, molecular function: protein heterodimerization activity; transcription coactivator activity; RNA polymerase II general transcription initiation factor activity. Gene Ontology annotation, cellular component: transcription factor TFIID complex; SLIK (SAGA-like) complex; SAGA complex. The record is from RefSeq and is a predicted model, not a curated record.